AAGAGGAGAAGAAAAAAAUAGAAGAGGAAGGAAUUUUCCGAUCUUGAUCUAAAAAAUUUCUCUUUCGCUCUCUCAACAAAUUCUCUCUGAGUUUUUUUUCUCUCCGGUCAAAAAAUGGCGAAAGGUGCAUCACAAUCGCAAUCCUCAUCAACAGCAGGAGGAGGAACAUCAAGACCAGGAGUGGUAGGAGGUGUAGCACCACGUGGAUCAGCAGCAGCAACAGCUGGGAUGCGUCGUCGUAGAGUAACCGGUGGAGGUGGUGGUGGUGGUGGUGGAUUUAGUGGUGGAAACAGUGGUGGAAGUAAUAUGUUAAGGUUUUAUACAGAUGAUGCCCCAGGUUUGAAGAUUACACCUACUGUUGUUCUUGUUAUGAGUCUUUGUUUCAUUGGAUUUGUUACUGCUCUCCAUGUUUUUGGUAAGCUUUAUCGUUACAAAUCUGCUGCGUCUGGUGGUGGUGGUGCUGGUGCUGGUGCUGGUAGUUCUUAAUUUCGACAGAUCGGUCGAGAAACAAGUAUGGAUUUUGGGUAAUCAUGUAACGGAAAGGAUGAACAAGGUUUUUAACGAAUCUUGUAUUGCUUUUUAUCAUCUUCUGAUUUUAGAUAAUUUUAGUUUUUAGGGUUUCGGUUUUUAUGUUUAAUUCAUUUUUCUCAACUUGCGAAAGACAAAGAGGUUUUGAAGAAUUUGAUAAUUACUAUAUCUUUGCUUGAAAUAUAAAUCUCAUCUAUGUUAAAUUCUCUCUUCA
Papaver somniferum (opium poppy) is the source of this 742-nucleotide messenger RNA. RefSeq names its product protein transport protein Sec61 subunit beta-like. The record is from RefSeq and is a predicted model, not a curated record. The coding region runs from base 115 to 486 and encodes 123 amino acids. The transcript has a single exon. NCBI's taxonomy places the organism in Eukaryota, Viridiplantae, Streptophyta, Magnoliopsida, Ranunculales, Papaveraceae. Gene Ontology annotation, cellular component: Sec61 translocon complex. Gene Ontology annotation, biological process: intracellular protein transport.